Molecule: messenger RNA, 1803 nt
Organism: Rotaria sordida
Lineage: Eukaryota; Metazoa; Rotifera; Eurotatoria; Philodinida; Philodinidae
Source: the annotation of a GenBank genome assembly
AUGAGUUUGAAGAAUCUUUAUCUUGGGUGGCCUGAUUAUGUCAUGCUCGUUGUUUUUCUUGGAUUAUCAUCGAUCAUCGGUAUCUGGCAUGGUUGCUUUGGAAAUAAACAGACGACUACAAAAGAUUUUCUUAUGGCUGGUGGCAACAUGGGUAUGUUGCCUACUGCAAUGAGUUUAUUUGCUACACUCUGUUCUGCAUCGACUUUGCUCGGUAUUCCAGUUGAAAUCUAUUAUUAUGGUACUAUGUAUUUGUAUUUUCUGCUUUCUUGGAUAAUAGCCGCGUACCUAACAAGUCAUAUUUUUAUUCCCAAAUUUCGAGAACUUGGUUUUAUUAGUAUUUAUAAGUACAUAGAACAAAGAUUCUCAUUGACAUUACGUAUUAGUGUUACACUGACGUUUAUCGUCAGUUUGAUCAUGUUUAUGUCCGUAAUUCUGUAUGGACCCUGCUUGGCAUUAAGUCAAGUCACUGGUUUAGAUGUUUGGCUUGCAAUCAUUUCAUGUGGAGUCAUUUGUACAUUUUAUACAAGCAUUGGUGGCAUGAAAGCUGUGAUUUGGACUGAUGUAGUACAAUCAUUUAUUAUGUUUCUUGGUGUUGUUCUUUCUAUAGUCUUAGGAUUUUCCAAUGCUGGUGGAAUUAAAAAAGUACUUGAAAUAGCAAUCGCUGGUCAACGCAUCGAUUUUUUCAACAUUAGCUUUGAUCCAACAAUACGAUACACAAUUUGGACAGCUCUUCUUGGUGGUACAUGCUAUGCUUUAUCAUGUUCUUCUAUCUUACAAACACAAACACAACGAUAUAUGUGUGUUGAUAGUACACGUGAAGCACAAAAAGCUAUAUGGAUAAAUACUUUCUUGCUUGUUUUAUUGCUUCUUUUAUGUGGUAUAGUUGGCCUUCUUAUCUAUGCAAAAUACCAUGAUUGUGAUCCAUUGAGAGCUAAAUUUGUUUCCAGAUCCGAUCAAUUCUAUCCAUUAUUUGUUAUGGAAACAUUUAGUCGUUUUCCUGGUCUAACAGGACUUUUCAUAGCUGCUGUUAUGAGUGGUUCUUUAAGUUCUAUAUCAUCAGGUGUCAAUAGUAUUGCAACAGUUAUUAUGGAAGAUAUUUGGAAACCUUUAAUGCCGACUAGAAUACCGUCUGAUAAAUUACAAACAAUAAUUUCAAAAUAUAUGUCUGUUGUCUUAGGUCUACUUACAAUUCUACUCGCUUUCCUCAUGUCCUAUUUGACAAAUAUUCUUGUGAUUGUAUAUUCCGUAACGGGCACAUUAGCAGCACCAAUCUUUGGUCUUUUUUUACUUGGUUUUUUCUUUCCGCGUGUUAAUAAUCGAAGUGCUUGUAUUGCAUAUUUCAUCACCCUUGUAUUUCAACUCUGGGUUCUUAUUGGUGCUAAUUUUACAUUACACCAACAACCAAAACGAAUCUUGCCAAUAUCCAUCGAUGGAUGUACAUCACUCAAUUUAAAUAAUAUUACACUCAAUACAAUUAAUUCAAAAUCCAUUAAUAAUGACAAUAAUUUGUUUUUGCCUUUAUAUUCUAUAUCAUUCAUGUGGUAUGGAUUUAAUGGUGUCUUAUUGACAGUCAUUAUUGGUCUUGUAUGUUCUUUGUUUUGUGGCAAUUCAAAAUCGGAAGUCAACAAAAUCGACUCAUAUCUAUUGAUAUCUUGUCGUCAAACUGUCUGCUGCUGUGGAUCGAAUGACAAGAAUUCACAAUAUGCUCAGGAAACAUUUAUUAAUGGUAGAAAAUACGAACAAGUCGAUGGUAUAGCUCCUGAAGAUAAAGAAUUAGUCAUAAUGUCUUCGUCUCAUGUUUGA